Messenger RNA from Penicillium paradoxum, 1329 nucleotides. RefSeq names its product GNAT family N-acetyltransferase. The record is from RefSeq and is a predicted model, not a curated record. The coding region runs from base 1 to 1329 and encodes 442 amino acids. Lineage: Eukaryota; Fungi; Ascomycota; Eurotiomycetes; Eurotiales; Aspergillaceae. Gene Ontology annotation, biological process: siderophore biosynthetic process. The transcript has 2 exons.
AUGGCCUCGAAAUCACACCAAUAUCCCCCGGUCAAGCUACCACACCCUUAUCUGACCGCCUAUCGCGUGGACACUGUUGCUGGAUCGACACCGGCCCAGCGUAACUUGAGACUUGCGGAGCAACCUGCGAAGGGACAGGCUUUGUCCGAACCACUACACUCAGACUCGCUCUCAUGGCUUGACUUGACCUUCAUUCCCAAAGCCGAGCAGCCACCUAUCUCAGAUAACACUCCCUGGGGUCGCGCGCGUCGCAGUCCUCAGACCGUCUUCCAAUGGACAGGAAACAGCGCUCCUUCUCUGGGCCAAAUUUGGAAUGUGGUCCACGCCAUCUAUCUCGCCCACCCAACAAUUGAAUACUUCAGACUUACUCUCUCCGGCGCAGGCCAGGAAACCGUUCACGAUGAACUCCUCAUCACUGGAUUGGCGAUCAAGCACCCGAGAAACCUUCGCGACAGAGAAAACAAGGCUUUGCAAUUCGAUGAUUUGCUGAUCCUUCGAAGCGCUUUCUGGCAGGGUGCUGCCUCCCCCAUGGGCCCUCGUCCCAUUUGGGUAGUGGGAGAUGGCACAGAUGGCCCUCUCCGGGCGCCUUUGUCUCAAUAUCCCAUCAUGCCCGAGAACUACGAAGUCACAAACAAGUUCCCUGAAGAACCGGUAUAUACUCGUCACCCGAUCCGCCGUCCCAAACCGCACCCAGGAUCCAUUGCCUACAGUCGUUACAUCCCAGAGGUCAAUGAGCACUUCUCACUGGAAGUGGUUGACUGGCAAAAUUUGGAGCAUGUCCAGUUGUUCAACAAGUGGCAGAACGACCCCCGUGUCGCUGCAGGCUGGAACGAGACCGGAACUAUCGAACAGCACACCGAGUAUUUGCGCAAGCUGCAUUUCGAUCCCCAUGUGCUGUGCUUGUUUGGACGUUUCGAUGAUACCCGCUUCUCUUACUAUGAAUUGUACUGGUCAAAGGAGGAUCACUACGGCGCCCACUACGAUGCCGGGCACUACGAUCGCGGCCGCCACUCUCUUGUCGGCGAUGCCAGCUUCCGGGGUGCUCAUCGCGUGAAUGCUUGGUACUCGAGCUGCAUUCACUAUGUCUUCUUGGACGAUCCCCGAACCGCCAAUGCCGUCGGUGAGCCCAAGGCUACCGGCGCCACCAUUUUGUCCUACGAGAACGCCCAGGGACUCACUAUUGGCAAGUACGUCGACCUCGGACACAAGCGCUCGGUGCACUCAAUUUGCAGCCGUGAAAAAUGGUUCCAACUAUGCCCGAUAUUCUGGGAUGGACGUGAGCGGCCAUUGGAAUCUGCCGAUCGCGCUGCGUGGAACGCCAAGCUAUAG